Messenger RNA from Drosophila navojoa, 748 nucleotides. It is a transcript of the gene Pop4, whose product is annotated as ribonuclease P/MRP subunit POP4. Gene Ontology annotation, cellular component: ribonuclease P complex; ribonuclease MRP complex. Gene Ontology annotation, biological process: rRNA processing; tRNA 5'-leader removal. NCBI's taxonomy places the organism in Eukaryota, Metazoa, Arthropoda, Insecta, Diptera, Drosophilidae. Gene Ontology annotation, molecular function: ribonuclease P RNA binding. The record is from RefSeq and is a predicted model, not a curated record.
CGAUAGUUCUUAUCGGUUUAUAAAAUGUGCGCUGUAUGCUAAGAAUUUUGUAAACAAAUCAUAUUGACCAAAAUGGAGAGAGAAACAGAAAGCUUGAAGGAAUUUCUUACGGAUCUCGUUGUGCCGCAUCACCGCUGCAAUGUCAACAUCAUACCAGAUCACAUUACCAUGCUUCACGGCACGAAGUCAAAGAAGCAACACACACGCAAGCGUCGCGCUCACAAAUCGAACAGCCUGACGAGGCGCGAAUAUGCAGAGCUCGGACUCAAUACUCUGCCUACACGUCAAAUGCGCUACGAACAGGCACUACCGCUGCACAAGCUCUGGCGUGGCUACAUACGCGAGCAUCUGGGUCUAAAAGAGGGCGAAGAGGUGCCGCAGUUGCAUGAAAAACGCUACGACGAAUUUAGCCGGCAAUUGGUAAAAAUGGAUUUGCAUGGAGCCAAGCUGCGAGUGCACCAAUCCAAAUGCCCCACUCUCGUGGGCCUCAGUGGAAUCUGCGUCAUGGACACCAAGAACGUGCUGAAGCUGCUGGGUGAGGAUCAUCGCGUGCGCACGAUACCCAAGAGCGAAUGCGUGUUCAGCCUCCACGUGGACAGCAUGGAUUUCAUCAUCUUCGGACAGCAUUUAAAUAUGCGCCCAGCGGAGCGAAGUGUGAAGAAGAUUAAAAACUAUGUGGAGCCAUUCAUGUAGCACAAAUUGUAAAACAUUUAAGCUUUUCCUUUGCUUUAUAUAAAAUCGUACGCCC